Microthlaspi erraticum is the source of this 2319-nucleotide messenger RNA. The record is from the annotation of a GenBank genome assembly. NCBI's taxonomy places the organism in Eukaryota, Viridiplantae, Streptophyta, Magnoliopsida, Brassicales, Brassicaceae.
AUGAUUGGUGGUGUAUGGUCGAAGGAGAGAAACUUACAGCUCGAAGCGACUACUCAGUUCCGGAAACUGCUUUCUAUUGAGCGUAGUCCUCCAAUCGAGGAGGUGAUAGAAGCUGGUGUUGUGCCUCGGUUUGUGGAGUUUCUCAUGAGGGAGGAUUAUCCACAGCUCCAGGCUGUUUGGGCAUUAGGGAAUGUUGCUGGUGACUCUCCACGAUGCAGAGAUCUUGUACUAAGUCAGGGAGCUUUGUUACCACUACUUUCUCAGUUGAAUGAGCAUGCUAAACUUUCAAUGCUGAGAAAUGCUACUUGGACCCUCUCAAACUUCUGCAGGGGAAAGCCACAGCCUACUUUUGACCAGGUUUGUCUCUCAUUUCUUCCUGAGUUUGUCCUUAUGAUCAAGGAAGAUUAUGUAAUUUCUCUGAUCUCUCAAGAACUGGUUAGCCCAGGACUUCCGGCCCUUGAACGCCUGAUUCACUCGACUAAUGAGGAAGUGUUGACGGAUGCCUGUUGGGCCCUCUCUUAUCUUUCUGAUGGCACAAAUGACAAAAUCCAAUAUGUCAUUGAGGCCGGUGUUGUUCCUCGACUUGUGGAGCUUCUCCAGCAUCCAUCACCAUCUGUGCUUAUUCCUGCCCUCCGUAGCAUCGGUAACAUUUUCACUGGUGAUGAUGCACAGACACAGAAGAAGCGUCGCGAAGGUCUUCAAGCCACGCAGCAACCUCAGUUCGCUCCUUCCGCCGAAUCUGCUGCUUCUACCAUCGACAAAAAGUUGGAGAGUUUGCCUUCCAUGAUUGGUGGUGUAUGGUCGAAGGAGAGAAACUUACAGCUCGAAGCGACUACUCAGUUCCGGAAACUGCUUUCUAUUGAGCGUAGUCCUCCAAUCGAGGAGGUGAUAGAAGCUGGUGUUGUGCCUCGGUUUGUGGAGUUUCUCAUGAGGGAGGAUUAUCCACAGCUCCAGGUUUGGUGCAUCCAUCAUGUAUCUGUCACAUUUGUGUACAACAGAUUAGGCUGUUGGUUUCUCAGAGUGAUGACGUCCUUGAGCAGGGGAAAGCCACAGCCUACUUUUGACCAGGUUUGUCUCUCAUUUCUUCCUGAGUUUGUCCUUAUGAUCAAGGAAGAUUAUGUAAUUUCUCUGAUCUCUCAAGAACUGGUUAGCCCAGGACUUCCGGCCCUUGAACGCCUGAUUCACUCGACUAAUGAGCAUCCAUCACCAUCUGUGCUUAUUCCUGCCCUCCGUAGCAUCGGUAACAUUUUCACUGGUGAUGAUGCACAGACACAGAUUCUUGGAAACAUUCAGUCUCUAACUUUCACAAACUCAAUCAUUUUCAUCUUCAAGCAGAAGAAGCGUCGCGAAGGUCUUCACGCCACGCAGCAACCUCAGUUCGCUCCUUCCGCCGAUUCUGCUGCUUCUACCGUCGACAAAAAGUUGGAGAGUUUGCCUUCCAUGAUUGGUGGUGUAUGGUCGAAGGAGAGAAACUUACAGCUCGAAGCGACUACUCAGUUCCGGAAACUGCUUUCUAUUGAGCGUAGUCCUCCAAUCGAGGAGGUGAUAGAAGCUGGUGUUGUGCCUCGGUUUGUGGAGUUUCUCAUGAGGGAGGAUUAUCCACAGCUCCAGGUUUGGUGCAUCCAUCAUGUAUCUGUCACAUUUGUGUACAACAUAUUAGGCUGUUGGUUUCUCAGAGUGAUGAUGUCCUUGAGCAGGGAUGUUGCUGGUGACUCUCCACGAUGCAGAGAUCUUGUACUAAGUCAGGGAGCUUUGUUACCACUACUUUCUCAGUUGAAUGAGCAUGCUAAACUUUCAAUGCUGAGAAAUGCUACUUGGACCCUCUCAAACUUCUGCAGGGGAAAGCCACAGCCUACUUUUGACCAGGUUUGUCUCUCAUUUCUUCCUGAGUUUGUCCUUAUGAUCAAGGAAGAUUAUGUAAUUUCUCUGAUCUCUCAAGAACUGAUUAGUCCAGGACUUCCGGCCCUUGAACGCCUGAUUCACUCGACUAAUGAGGAAGUGUUGACGGAUGCCUGUUGGGCCCUCUCUUAUCUUUCUGAUGGCACAAAUGACAAAAUCCAAUAUGUCAUUGAGGCCGGUGUUGUUCCUCGACUUGUGGAGCUUCUCCAGCAUCCAUCACCAUCUGUGCUUAUUCCUGCCCUCCGUAGCAUCGGUAACAUUUUCACUAGUGAUGAUGCACAGACACAGAUGAACAAGUGCUCGGGAACAUUAUUUCGGUCGGAGAUCUACAUCGCCCCUAUUGUUUUGGUCGCCGCUAUUCUGACUUGUGUGGUUAGAAAGUUGAGAGAUAACCAUCAUGCUGGCUGGCUUUACUACUGA